This is a messenger RNA of Halteromyces radiatus, 1086 nucleotides long. RefSeq names its product HPP family-domain-containing protein. The record is from RefSeq and is a predicted model, not a curated record. Bases 49 to 912 code for a protein of 287 amino acids. Lineage: Eukaryota; Fungi; Mucoromycota; Mucoromycetes; Mucorales; Cunninghamellaceae. The transcript is spliced from 2 exons.
UCUUUUUUUUUUUUUCCUUCUUUUUUCUUUGUCUUCUUCUUCUUGAUAAUGUGGACCUUGGCCAAUUUACCUUCUUACUUUUCCCGAUGGCUUGGGUAUCGAGAUCCUUCAUUACCAUUGAAAAACCACAAGAGAUGGCAAAUCAGUUUUUGGUCAUUCAUAGGUGCAUGGUUAGGCAUUGCUGUUCUGCUGAUCAUUGGUACUUAUAGUCCUCAACUUGCUGAAUAUCAUUCUCCUACUGUCAUUGCAAGUUUUGGUGCCUCUGCAGUAUUAUUGUACGGAUCCAUCGACUCCCCACUGGCCCAGCCUAGGAAUGCGUUUUUUGGUCAUGUCAUUGGAGCUCUUGUAGGUGUGAGCAUUUCAAAAUUGUUUAUUCAGGUACCUACGUCUUGGGCCUCUCCAGAACAACAAGUGAUUGUGCAAUGGGUAGCCGGUGCCACUGCUGUUUCUCUGGCUAUUGUAGUAAUGCAAAUGACAACUACAGUUCAUCCGCCUGGGGGUGCAACUGCUCUUUUACCCGCCGUGGACUCAAAGGUGAUUGCUAUGGGUUGGUACUAUAUUGGUGUGGUUGCCAUGUCGGCUGCAGUACAACUUGUUUUGGCUUGUCUGGUGAAUAAUAUGGAUCGAAGGUAUCCGACGUUUUGGUGGCGUCCUGCUCGUCUUCCUGUACAGAUAGAUCCUGGCAAUCUGGCCACAGCAUUGCCUUUUUCACAACGUGGUGAUGAUGUGGUUGUCAACGUAGACGAUGAUCGUACUUCUUCUUCCACCAAUGUUUCUUCUGGUCUUGUCAUCCUUCUCGAUCCUGCUCAUCCUCUGGUGUUACCUCCUGAUAUUCUCAAUGCGGACGAUAUGGAUGCUUUAAAAUCUAUUCAUGCAAAAUUACGGGCCUCCUCUCAAGAAAAGUCAGAUUGAACACUCCUGUCUUUGUUUAGUUUUAUGAUCUCCCCCACUCUCCUUUAUUAGUGUUACUAUUAUUUAUUGUUGUAUUUUACAUUUGUCUUCUUACAUUGUAUACCAUAUUUUUUUUUAACUACAUGAUCUAUACCUAAUCAUCAUUAUAAUAAUAAACAAAGAAGUCUUUCAUUG